GUGUUGGAAUCUCCAACUCUCCUGUAUUCUGAGCGCAGUUUGAAGAGCAGUGAGUCAGUCAAGUCUGAGUGCGAGUCCAGCAUAACGAAAAUAUGUUGUGACGUCACCAACUUGCUUUUUGCAGCGCUGGUGUGUGAGCCUAGAGUCAGUGGAAGUUGUCAGACUGCACGCGUCUUAACCAUGACCAAGAGCAGGACUCUCGGAGUAAGCCGUUUUUCCCCACAUGGGAACUUGGGACACGCACCACAGAAGAUGGAACACCAUUUUUUUCGCGCUUUGGACAAAUCAUAGGCGAGACGAGAUUAGUUCAAAAAGGAAAAAGAUGCACUGUUGGUAUCCAUGGAGUGAUGGCAUGCGCGCUCCUUUUCAGUCGCCGGUUUACCAAAACAUCGGUGUGCUUGUUGUCCCUGUUCCUUUCCUACGUGGGCUACUGCACUUUAUUCCACGGGGACCCCUUCUUGCUCCCGGCUUCCGGGGAUCCGGCGCAGAGCUGCGGUCGGCGGCUGCCGACCGACGGAGCCUGCGCGUCUCCUGCACCGCCAGCUGUGGAGGCAGCCCGGGUGAAGGCUGCCGAGGGGCCGCCGUCAGCCGCGCUCCACGCCAGGAGCCACACACCCGGCCCGCCGAUGGGGCAUCCGAAGUUCGGGAAUAAAAAGUUGCCCAAUGCUGUCAUAGUUGGAGUGAAGAAGGGAGGAACUAGGGCGGUUCUGGAGUUCAUUCGGAUCCACCCGGACGUGAGAGCCGCUGGUACCGAGACGCACUUCUUUGACAGGCACUAUGACCGAGGGCUCGAGUGGUACAGAAGUUUGAUGCCAAGGACUCUUGAAGGCCAAAUCACCAUGGAGAAGACUCCCAGCUACUUUGUGACUAAAGAGACGCCGCACCGGAUCGCCGCCAUGUCACGUGACACCAAACUCAUCGUGGUGGUGCGGGAUCCCGUCACCCGGGCAAUAUCGGAUUACACCCAGACUUUAUCCAAAGCUCCCGACUUGCCGAGCUUCCAGGAACUAGCCUUCCGGAACCAGAGCACGGGUUUGGUGGAUGCAUCCUGGAACGCCAUCCGCAUCGGCCUAUACGCACUUCACCUGGAGAACUGGCUCCGCUACUUCCCUCUAGCUCAGAUCCACUUUGUCAGCGGCGAGCGCCUCAUCACGGACCCGGCGGGCGAGCUGGCCCGGGUGCAGGACUUCCUGGGGCUCAAGCGCAUCGUCACGGACAAGCACUUUUACUUCAACCGCACCAAAGGCUUUCCAUGCCUCAAGAAACCAGAGAGUAGCGGCUCACCUCGAUGCCUGGGAAAAUCCAAGGGCAGGACUCACGUGCAAAUCGACCGGGAUGCCAUCGAGCAGCUGCGAGAUUUCUACAGACCCUUUAAUGUCAAGUUUUAUGAGAUGGUGGGUCAUGAUUUCAAGUGGGAGUAGAGCUGUAGGAUUCACUGUAUAUUAAAAAAAUGGAAGAAUUACAUAGUUUAAAGACGAAAAUCCAGUAUGAUCUAAUCAAGAGCGUAGGUUUGGUUUGAAGACUGGUACUGACAAUAUAACAGCAUAGCCUGCAUGUACACUUUUUGCUAGGGACGGGACAUUAAUAAGACCAAACAGAUUAUUGAACGGGGGUCAGGGCUAUAUUUCUCGUGAAUACGAACCUAAUUAAUUGAUAGGCUAAAUGAUCAAUGCAAAAUAAAUCUGUAUUGACUUACAUUAUUAAACUUUCACAUGUUUUGGUUCAGGUGAUACAACGUUUGAUUCAAACAUUUGUUUUCAAAAACUAAUGAAUGAAAAAAAUUUUUAAAUUUUUUAUUGUCAUCAUCAUCGGUAUCAUUGACAGUCACUGACAAUUACAAAAUGUGAUAUGAUUUAGCCCGAAGGAACUGAAGAAGAAGACAAAGGCGGACGGGAUAAAGCAUAUGCUUAUCAGGUCAAAAACUAAAGAAACAUUUUGAAGUGCAAGUCCCUUUAUUAGUUAUCCAAGAAUGGGUUCACUGGAACACCCCUAGACUCAAACGAUGGUAUUGUAAUAUAAAACUUAUUUAGGAAAAAAAUUAUGAAAAAAAAAUCUGAGAUAUCCAAAAGGCAAUCUAUAUCUAAGGCAUACAUUCAUAGACUACCCCAAGACUCAGACCAAAGUACAGUGGUACCUCGACGUACGAUCGCUUCGAGACACGAUCUUUUCGGCAACCGACGUAAGAUUUGACUCACCAUUUGUUUCUACAUCAGACGACAUGCUCGAAAUACGACGAUUGAUGACACGCCGCAGUUACUUUGUUUUCCUGGAAGACUGACAAACAGCGAGAGAAAUCAACAUGGGUUCCAAGAAUGUUAGUGCAGGUGGUGAAUAAAGGAAAAUGUGAGGCUUACCAUUGAAAUGCAGAUGGGAAUGAUACAAAAAUAUGGGCAUGGUGGGCGCAUAAUACGGCCGUAGAAUGUCUAGAAUCUCCACAGUCCUCCUCCGACGUCCGUUCGCCAGUCUUUAUACUGUAAGUUAAAAUGACAAUUUCUAUUGUGGUAACAUCACCAAAAAAUCUCCAACUUCGUCAGAUUUUUAAUCAUUUAAUUCAGAACUUGUGCAACGCAACAUGCCUAUUGUCCACCCCAGCUGAACAAAGUGAAAGUAAAAGGUUCUCCGUCCCUCACUCUGUCAAGUCAGCCGCGCGGUGCGUUCAGGUACACCACGCAAAACACAUUUGAACCCCAUGAGUUACAUUAUGACAGUUAUUAUUAUUAUUAUUAUUACUUUUAUUAUAUUAUUAUUCCGAUUUUUAUUCAUAAUUUAUUUGUUUUGCUCUGUGUAAUUGCUAUUUGCAAUCAUACCAGCAGCAUUUGUCAAGGAUUUAGUGCAGGUUUUCAGGCUAUGGAACGAAUUAAUGAGAUUAUAAUGUAUUCUUAUGGGAAAAUCCUGCUCGAUUUACGACCAUUUCGACUUACAAACAAGGUCCUGGAACGAAUUAACUUCGUAUGUACAGAUAUCACUGUACUCUUAUGAAAUUCUGAUGUGUGAUUUCAUCUCACAGAUUUUUUUUUUCACGUCAGAUCAUGUUCAUUUCAGGGUCCCCCUGAAGUGGACCCAUUCUUGGAUAGCUCCCAGUUUGUUUGUUUUUUAAUAAAGGGACAAUGAUCCAAAUGAGGGACAGUUAGCUUGACUUCGUUGUUGUUUGUGGAGGCUGGCCUAUGGCAAUAGUUUUGCAGGUAAGAAAGGUCAUGCAGUUUAAUGUUAUGCUAACUUUCCUCCACAUCCACAACAUUUAUGUCUUUUCACAUUACUUAAAGCCUGAGUUAUGCUUCUGCAUUGCGGAGACGGUGUAACGACGACGUCGUCAAUGAGCAUUCGAUUGUUCUGCAGCAAGGGAACGCGUUGCUCUGUAAUUCAUCGCCAAGCCACUAGAGGGGUGUGGCAUUGUGUUUGCACGGUUUUGGGGGACUCUAGUCGACUUUCUAUAGUUUUCAUCCGGUCACACAAAGAAUGCCAACGGAGAUGGAACACUUGAAUGUGGAUCUUCAGUUCAUCAACAUUGAACAACAAACUUCCAACUUCAACUUCUAUUUUUUAUGCAGUCGUUGACCUCCAACCCCAUAUUUUCAGCAAUCUCCUACUACGAAUUGUUUGCCAUUUGGCAAUCUUUAUAAUUUCUUGACGAGACAUUCAGUGGCGCCACCAAGGGGUGGCCACGGCCCCCUCUAUAAAUUUGUUGGCCACCCCACUGGCCUCCCCACUUGCAAGUAUAUCGUUUGAUUGUCAUAGCAUCAUUUAUACAUUUCAUCCCAAAUGGGAUGACAAUACACUCUAUGCUUAAUAUGUACAUAACACAAUACAACAGAAUUAUUGUGGAACUUAAAAUGUUGACUUUACGGUUAUGGGCUAUGCACAUAAAAUCAUUAGUAACAUUAAAUAUAACACAAUACAACAAAGUAAAUAAGUAGGCGUGUCUUUCUGAUAGUUUUCUUUUGGCCUUUUUACUGCAACAACAUCAUAAAAACAUUAAAUUAUGGCUUUUAGUUUUGGUGUGCCACUAUAAGAUUUUAAGUGGCCCCAUCUGGCCACCGCUGUGAAAAAUUUCUGGAGGCGCCACUGGAGACAUUGCAGAGGUUGUCGUACUUGCGGACUUCUUCGAUGAUGCUCUCGACGGCUUGGUCCAUUUUUGCGUGUAGCACAACAAUGUUUUAAAAUGGCGGUGAUUUCGCGCUGAACCGGAAACAACAGUCUGAGCGGACCAAUCACAAUCACGUCUCCAUGCGUUGACGUGACGCGAAAUCAGAAAAUUGUGGAGAUGCACGUCAGGCUACAGUGAAGGGUCGUAAAUUGGGUCUGCCUUAGCGGCGGCGGUCUGCCGCAGAAGCAUAACUCAGCCGUUACAGUGGCUGCUGCUGGCCUGAAAAAAACUUCUGAUAUCCCUUCGAAGGGGGCAGAGGAGACGGCAUGGUGUCGGCAUGAAUCUGUCGGGGCUGUGUGAGUGUGCGUGUGUGUCUGUGUGGCGGGAGGGGCUGGUCAAGUCAUCAGCGAAUCAAACAUUCAUUUGAGGAAAAAAAUGGACCGGCACGCUUAGCAGGUGAAAAGGGAUAAAUGUUAGUCUGAACAUAAUGAAAAUAAUUCACCUAACAAUGGUAGGGUCUGUUCAAUCCUUACAACAUAUGGGAAGACAAUCUAAAUUACCUAUAUAAGUUUGCUUAAAAGUUGGUGGGGACAAUUUGAGCAUCCUGAAAAAUUGGUAGUGUUAUGUCCUUACUCUCCCUAUGCAAACCUACGCCCUUGGAUCUAAUGGAAUUAAGCUAAUGAACUACACGAUGAGUGUUGUGAAUGACGAAUACACAAUGAGCAGGCAUCACCUCAACGUCACCAUUUAUCUCACUUUUCAUUCAUGCUGACUGGUUUGAUCGAAAAGCAAAGCAAAAUAAUAUCCCAGGAUAAAAGACUGAAAACUCUGAAGUGAGAGUUGGACUCCUAGGAACAGUACUUUAAAAACUAAAAGCACUUUAUCAUAUUUUCCUGUGUUUUCAGCAUUCAGAUGCAAUGUAAAAGGGACGAGAAAUAAUAAUUUGUUUGCUCCAGCCAGCAAAUGUGCUGUUGAUUUAAAUUGGAAUAUUUUGCUAAAAGAAGACAUUGUUAACUCUUUCAGUGCCAUUGAUGAUAGAUUUCCAACUAUGUGGCUCUUUUCAUGCGUCUGUUGUGUAUUUAAAAUUGUGAUGAGUGGACAUCCAGUCUAUUUGGAACAAGGAGGACUGAACGUUUGCACAGUUCAAAAGGAUUGGACGUCUAUCACCAUCAAUGGUAGCCAAUGAUUUAAGAGAGUGAUUCACCCAUCUCCAAUUUAAAGCACUCCAACGCUACCAUUUGAGGGCCUGUGUUUGUCAUUACAGUUGUUUACACAAGCUGGACAAGACGAUUGUUGACUAUAUAUGUCAGUCAAAGUAAACAAUUCCCUUUGAAGACUGUAAAUGACCACAGCAUUGGAAAAGAUUAAUAUAAUUUUGAGUUGUAAAUAAAUCAAUAAAUAAAAUAAAUAGUGAUAGAAGCACCUGAAGACCAAUGAUGUUCCAUUGAUCCAUUGUAACACAAAAACAAAUCACAACGUGUCAUGCUACAGCCUGUAUAUGUCAACCAGUACGAAUGAUCUCUUUACUGUCAUGUUUCUGUCAAGGGGGGAAUGGUUCAAAAUUGGUACAUUGUACUAAAGAAAAGCAAUAAAAAUGUUUACAGAAAUGAACUAAAGUAACCUGUUAGACAGCAUAUAGCCUACCUAUUUAUAGGUGUGGGAACCUCAAGGCACCUCACGAUACGAUACGAUAUGUGAUACAAGGCUCACGAUAACAAUUAUCUCACAAUAUCACGAUACAGCAAAUAUCGAUAUAUUGGUCAGAAAUUUGAUACGUGAUAUUCUACGAUACAACUGUUGAAACGAAAAAAUAUAUAUAUUUCAAAAUAGAAAAAAUACUGUUUAAGUCAUUUAUUAAACAGUGACACCUUUUCAGUGCAACAUUGCUGUAAAAUAUAAAUCUACUGAUAAUUGUGUACCUGCACAUAUAGAGGAAACAAACCACAACCACACCACUGAUAUUUCCUGGAGAAAUCAUGAUGAAUGGCACCCUUAAUUUCUUAAGUUUUAAUUCUUUGGAAAAUUUUUAACAGUGCUGUAAGUGUCAGUCAGCAGUUGAGCUUGGAGCGGGGCAAUGAUAAAAUUGGUGGGUCUUUUCUUUGUAUAUGACCUUUGUUGUCAAAAGCAUUGGUGUGAGCACUUCCACCAUCUGCUUCAGCAUUUGAGAUGUCAGACUCAGUCAGUUACAAUCUUCCUCACCUUAAAAACAACAAAAUAAAUAAAAAAUAUUAGCUACUCAAUAGCUUUUGAGUUGAAAUCCUGAUUUUUUUGUGUGUGUUGGAAGUAUUGAGUGAAUUUAAAAAAUAUGAAUUGAAUGUAUAGAAAUUAAAAAUGCAACAAUUACCUAAUUUUAAUAUGUAGGCUACAUUAAUUAUCAUGUACGUCACCUUAUAUAUCUUGGAAGCUGUUCAUACCGUUUUUAUAGCUUAUUGUAUCAAAGCGGCAGUCAUAACAGUUUGUGUAGUAAACUAGAUGGAAAGUGGUUCUCAAAUAAUAUCAAAUAAAUCAGUAAAUUCAUGUAGGCUUGUUCGCUAUUCAUUUUCAUCCAGUUUAGGGUCCUGGUUGAUUUUGUGUCAUUCAACACCAAAUGUCAUCAAAAAAUUACAUUUAAAUUAAAAAAUCAAUUACUCGUACAUUGCAAAACUUUCUUACCUCAAGUGAUGCUCCAUAGAAAUCCGGUGUCCAAUUAGUCACCAGCUGCCAGUGAACCUUAUUUUAUUAGACAAUUCUUGCAUACAGCAAAGUCCUUGUUCACCUUACUUCCUUUAUUGUUAGUGUAAAAUCCAAAGUGUGUCCACAUGUGUGAUUUUCAGCAAUAUUUUUCUCCGUUCUCACGAAGCUUUUUUAUUUUUUUCAACCCACUUUGGGCCGCUCUUCUUCUCUAGGCGACUUGUGCGCACUUUACCUUCACCGCCACUGUUGAGCGCUCCUAGUGGACCGCCAAGGAGUUGCUCAACAAACAUUGAGCAGUUUACAGCAUCCAUACUCCAUUGUAUGGCCACUAUGUCAAAUAAAAGUAUCGAUACUUGGCGGGAGCAUAUCGAUAACCGAUCGGGUUGUAAAAUAUCACGAUAUAUCGCUGUAUCGAGAUAUUGUCACACUCUUACCUAUUUACCAUGAUGAGGAUAUACCAUCAUUUUCGCACUAUAUGUUGCACUUGACUAUAAUCCGCCACCCACCAAAUUUGGCCCGAAAACAGCAUUUGUUCAGAUAAAGCGCAAUGGACUGCAAGCCGCAGCUGUCCUCACUGUAUUAUGGGAUAUUUACACCAAAAGAUAUUAAUCGGUAACACUUUAUUUGAUAGUGGCAUCUUACGACUGUCAUAAGACCAAAUGAACCACCAUGAAGUUUUGAACCAAUUGGCUGCAAAGCUUCAUUGCUUCACGCUUCAUUUGGCCAUCACUUCUCCCUUGGGGGAGACAGUCAACCUCUGCUGCCACCUGCUGUCAACACUGUUGUUGUCCAACAUGCCUCCUAGCAUGCAUUGCAGCACUACAGAAGUAAAUAACAAUCAAAAUUCAUAUUCUGUGCUAUUUAUUUCUUCAGUUACUGUUCCAGUUGUUUCAUAAAUUGCUAGUUAUGGUAUUUGGUAACACUUUAUUUGACAGUGGUGCCAUAAGACUGUCAUAAGAGCAUCAUAAUUCAAUUCAAUUUGAUUUAUUCACACACACAUUCAUAUUUACCAAGUGUACACCAUAUAGUGCAGAGCCAAGAUUAUGUGUGAGUCAGGUCUCCUUAAGAAGCUACUAAAAGCUUAUAGUCAGGAGCCUGUGUGCAUCAGGACAAUCAUUUAAAAAAUUAUCAGAUGAGUAGAAAGGGUGAGUUGUAGUACAGUAAUCUCAUAUACUAACAUACUAAAGAACAAUAAAAAACACUAAAUACAUAUACACACACAAAAAUAAAUAAUAAUAAUAAUAAUACUUCCCUAGAAUAGGAGAAUUUAUAACUUGGGUAUGUUGGAAUUGCGCAAUGCGUUUUAGCAUCGUUUUAAAGGUGGAGAUGGAUUUUAACACUUUUAAAUUUUCGUCGAGCUCAUUCCAAAUUUGAGGGCCUCUCGUAAUGAUGCUCAGGCUGGUGCUAACACGUCUUUUUUUUUUCCAGUGAUGAGGUCUUUGUUCCUGGUGUUAUGAGUAUGGAGAGGAGUCCAGACUGGAAUGAGCUCAGAUAAUCUGCUAUUCAUAUUAUUUACGAUUUGGAACAUUAUGCAUGCAUUAUGAAAUGUGUUCAACUCGGUGAGUCGGAGAAGGCGUAAACUAUAAAAAAGGGAGUAGGUGGGGGCAUCAAAACUAGCCCAGGACAUGGCCCGUACCAUCUUCUUUUGUAGGGUUUCUAAUUUCUUUAGGUGUGCGUGUUACACCAUAUGAUGUUGCAAUAGUUGAUGUGGGGCUCAAACAAGGUUUUGUACAAGGUAAGUGCGGUUAAAGGGAGACUGUGUCUUAUUUUGAAGAAUAGACCAAGAUAUUUGGAUAAUGUUGAUAUCAGGUGCUCUAUAUGGUGUUUGGAAUUUGAGAAAGACUUUGUGGAAUGGACUUCUAAUAAAUUCUCAUUGUUUACUUUCAGACAAAUCCUUUUUGUAUAAAUUGCUUUCUUGUUUGAUCUUAAAAUUAUGUAAUUGGUUUUGUUGAUGUUGAUGGAAAGUUUGUUGCACUGAGCCAGCUAUCUAUUUUUAUUCACUCUACAUUUAAAAUGUGCUGUAAGUCUAAUAGGUUUUUAUAUGAAAGAAACAAGUUGGUAUCAUCAGCAAACAAAAUCAUGUGUAGUAUGUCAGAAGACUUAACAAGGUCAUUAAUGUAGAUGGGAAAAAGCAGUGGGACCAAAAUUGAACCCUGGCGGACCCCAUAUCUUAUUUCCUUUUUUUGUGAAAUAUGAUUAUUAAUAUUAACUUAUUGUUGUUGUAUUUCACUUUUGAAUGACUGUAAAAUAUCCAAACUGGACAGAAAUGGAGUUAGUGACAUAAUUUGCCAGAUGACACUUAAUGAUAUCUGUCAUACGCAUUCAUUGAUACCCUUGAUAGUCUCAUGUCAUACUUUUGACGGUCUUAUGACACUUAUGAUGCCACUGUCAAAUAAAGUGUUACCUAUUAACCCAAAUAAAUUAACAAGUAAGCCGCACUGGACUAUAAGUCGCUUGCCUGGUACACCAGACUCACUGCUGUUCCAGCUAUUGAGUCUGGCCACCAUUCAGCGGAUACAAUUUCCAGGGCGGAGCAAGCCACAGCAAACAGACAGCGGAGUGGACCAAUCAGCGACGGGCAGACGUGACGUUAGUAAAACGACGAGGGCAGGACGAGGGACUUGCGCGCCAAAGGAAACAUACGAGAAGAGCUGAGUUUAUUCAACAUGGCUAGCGCGAGACAGACUGUUGUCAAUGACUCGUGUCGAUGUGUUUUUGGUCAUCUAAAACUGAUUUUACCGUGGAUUGGAACAUAUUCUCGGCUCUCCUGUUCACCAUCUGUGUUGUUGUGGAGACGACUUCCGACGCGCAAGAAAGAGUGAUGUUGCUCGUUAAGAACACGUCACGCAAAUAAACGAAUCUGAUUUGUCGAUUGAUUUUGUACCUGCUCGAGAGGCCGUUAAUGGGCUGGGUCCCAGACUUUUCUCUCAGUGUUUGAAAAAUACAGGGAGAACAGUCUGGCCGUGCCAGGCAAAUAAGUCGCAGGAUUCAAAUUGAAGGAAAAAAGUAGCAGCUUAUAGUCCGAAAAUGACGGUAGUAUUAUUGACUGUCUAAGAUUACUUGCAAACACUAAUAAUAAUCAUAUGGUCACUUUUACUUCAUUUAUAGAAUGCUAAAAUGAGAAUUCAAUGGACAGUACAAAAAACACAAUAAUGUCACACUGAAGCUUUAUUGCAAAAUCCAUAUUUGUUUUAAAUGUUUUGAUGCUUCUCUUUAAAUGCUUGUACAAUUAAUUUCAUUAACACAGGUACAAGAAUUCUAACUAUUCCUGUCUUUGUCUUUAACACUAGAAGUCUCAGAGAAUUCUGGUACUCCUACUAGUCCCAAACAAAGACCGAUAUGGCCUUUCCCCCGGAAAACCCAGAGGUGGCAAAAAUGACCCAAGUGCUUUUGAAUUGGCAAGUCGUUGUCGGACAGACAACAGCCGUUCAUAUGGAAAUGCAACCACUAGACAUACAUUAACUUCAGACACAAUGACCACAAUCCAUACUCCAUGCCCCUGAUUCAGUCCUUCUACAUUAUAGACACAAUUCCUGCUUUACACUCAAAUUGCAGUUCUAAAACAAUGUACACAUUUGGGCCAUUCCUUCUGUCGUCAUGUGUGGAGUAUAGGAGAAGUAAAUUAAAAAAUGUGUAAAAAGCGUCAAACUUCAUUAAUAAAUGUAACUGAAUAAAUGUAGCUUGACUUGAACUGACACAAACUAUCACAAGAGUCACGGAGGAGAGGCCAAAUCGGCCAUUACUAGGGAAUAUUAGGAGUGUUUGUCUUGGGAAAGGCCAAGUUGGCCUCUGCUGGGUUUUCUAGUGUUAAUUACUGUAAAAGAAAGUUUAAAGUGGUGAUAAUGUAUUAAAAAUGUAACGUCCAAAAUGUGAUC
Molecule: messenger RNA, 10632 nt
Organism: Corythoichthys intestinalis (scribbled pipefish)
Lineage: Eukaryota; Metazoa; Chordata; Actinopteri; Syngnathiformes; Syngnathidae
Product: heparan sulfate glucosamine 3-O-sulfotransferase 2-like
Exons: 2
Coding region: 348-1421 (357 amino acids)
Molecular function (GO): [heparan sulfate]-glucosamine 3-sulfotransferase activity
Source: RefSeq, a predicted model, not a curated record